GGACACCGGCGCUGCCCCGGGGCCGGUGCCGGGAAGAACCUCCCGCUCCUCCUGGCAGCUCUCCGGCCGCCUGUUGGGAAACAGCGCUCGCUUUGUUCUUUCACAAGGAACUAAGACAACGGGGGAAAUCCCAAAUUUCAGCAGUGGUGCAACCGUUCCUGUAAGCCCGUCUUGGGGCUGGCAGGCGCAAGCCCCGCUGUGCCCCAGGGGUUUGUUCACCCUGGGCUGACUCCUGCCCUUCGCAUCCACCCCUGCCCGAGCCCGGGACGCUCCCGUGGGGCCGGGCACGGCUCCAGCGGGGGGAGGAGGGAGCGCCGAGCUAUAAAUCCGACACCUGCGGCACCAUUCCCCAUCCCACGGUGACACCGGAGCAGCUGCGGCGAGAUGAGGACCGAGGGGCUGAGCCUGGGGCUGGUCCUGCUGUGCUUGCUGCGUGUGCAGGCUGCGGACCUGGGAACUGUGGAGCCAGACGGGAGCAAGGUUGCAGGGACAUGGUACAUCACUGCUAUGGCCUCUGACUCCAAGAGCUACCUUGAAAAGAAGGACCAACUGAAGAUGGCGAUGGCCAACAUUGAGGUCCUGGGGGAUGGUGACCUGAAUGUCUCCUUUGCAAUUCCCACCCCUGAGAGAUGUAUGAAGUUUGCAUCGAUCUACAAGCCAACAGGCAACCCGCGUGAAUACCACAGCUCAGACAGAGGCAAUAAGACGGUGCGGCUGGUGGAUACCGAUGACAGGUCCUACAUGGUUGUCUUUGCCACCAGAGAGAAGGAUGGGAAGAAGCUGAACAUGCUGAGACUUUACAGCCGAGCCCAGUGGGUGAGACCCAAAAUCAAAUCGCUGUUCAAGAAACUUGCCAAGCUGCAUGGCUUCACUGACGAGACCAUCUGGAUUUUACCCAGGCAGGAGGAAUGCCGACUUGGUGAACCAUAGAAGUACAGACUGGCUCGUGGGUGCUCCUGUCAGACGAUGUGGGACCCAUGCUCUGAGGCUCCAGGCUCCUGCUCCACCAUCCUUCAUCCAAGCUCUGCUGUCAGGACUCUGACACAGCCCCUGCUCCUCCAGCACACAGUCCCUGUUUGUGCCAAAUAAACAGAACCUCCACCUGC
Oenanthe melanoleuca is the source of this 1106-nucleotide messenger RNA. RefSeq names its product extracellular fatty acid-binding protein-like. Bases 385 to 930 code for a protein of 181 amino acids. Gene Ontology annotation, molecular function: small molecule binding. Lineage: Eukaryota; Metazoa; Chordata; Aves; Passeriformes; Muscicapidae. The record is from RefSeq and is a predicted model, not a curated record. The transcript is spliced from 7 exons.